Molecule: messenger RNA, 908 nt
Organism: Capsaspora owczarzaki ATCC 30864
Lineage: Eukaryota; Filasterea; Ministeriida; Capsasporidae
Product: adenylate kinase isoenzyme 2
Exons: 5
Coding region: 34-831 (265 amino acids)
Biological process (GO): ADP biosynthetic process
Cellular component (GO): mitochondrion; cytoplasm
Molecular function (GO): ATP binding; AMP kinase activity
Source: RefSeq, a predicted model, not a curated record
UUUUUUUUUUCCCAACAACUUCAACACAACAUCAUGUCGGCUGCUCCAGCAACCCACACUCCCGCGGCCGCCGCUGCUGCUGCUGCUGCGCCCUCUGUCGCUGCGCCCUCUGUCACCGAGUCCAGCAGCAAGCGUGGCAUCCGCGCCAUCCUCAUCGGCCCUCCCGGCGCCGGCAAGGGCACUCAGGCUCCCUUGCUCAAGAAGGAGUUCUGCGUCUGCCACCUUGCAACUGGCGACCUUCUGCGCGCGGCUGUCGCUGCUGGCACCGAUGUCGGCAAGAAGGCCAAGCCAAUCAUGGACGCUGGCAAGCUCGUUCCCGACGAAGUCCUGAUCGACCUCAUCCAAGAGAACCUGGUCAAGCCCGAGUGCAAGAACGGCUUCAUCCUUGACGGCUUCCCCCGAACGGUUACCCAGGCCGAGAAGCUCGACGAGAUGCUCGACCACAAGAAGCAAAACCUUGACCGUGUGCUCGAGUUCAAGAUUGACGAUGCCCUCCUUGUUCGCCGAGUAACAGGCCGCCUCAUCCACUCUGCCAGCGGUCGCUCGUACCACGAAGAGUUCCACCCCCCUAAGGUCGCCAUGACCGACGAUAUCACCGGCGAGCCCCUGGAGCGACGAUCGGACGACAACGCCGAGACUCUUAAGCGACGAUUGGCGGCGUACCACCAACAGACUGCCCCGCUGGUCGAGUACUACAACAAGAAGAACAUUCUGUCCACUCUUGACGCUUCGCAGCCUGCCGAGCAGGUGUGGUCUACCAUCCGUGGCAUUUUCGCCAACUACACCAAGUAUCAAGACAGCAAGCAGACUCGUGCUGGCGCCAAGCUUUGAAAAGCGUUCACGCUCGAGUUUUCUUUUUUGUUUUCUGAGCAAAAACCAAUUCUGAACAAAAAAAAAAUUACCAACCA